Molecule: messenger RNA, 1617 nt
Organism: Polistes dominula (European paper wasp)
Lineage: Eukaryota; Metazoa; Arthropoda; Insecta; Hymenoptera; Vespidae
Gene: Cyp304a1
Product: Probable cytochrome P450 304a1
Biological process (GO): xenobiotic metabolic process
Cellular component (GO): intracellular membrane-bounded organelle; cytoplasm
Molecular function (GO): heme binding; iron ion binding; steroid hydroxylase activity
Source: RefSeq, a predicted model, not a curated record
AGACGAAAUUGCGUGUAAAGAUGUUUUACUUCUUACUAUUAAUUGUUAUUUUCCUAAUAACAUAUGAGUAUUACAAAUAUAUAAUCAGUAAACCACCAGGAACACCUCCAGGAAUCGUUGGAUUGCCGAUAAUAGGAGCUUAUUGGCAUUUGUUAUGGAAGAAUUACAAAUAUCCACAUAAAUCAUUGAAUUAUUAUACGAAAAAAUUAAAAUCUAAAGUAAUUAGUUGUUAUUUGGGCUCGUUUUUUACGGUAAUAGCUAAUGAUUAUGAAAGCAUAAAAGAAAUAUUAACGAGAGAAGAAUUCGAUGGUAGAUUAACUGAAGCCUAUGCCUUGAAAGCACGUGCAUUCAAUCAAAAAUUAGGUAUAUUCUUUACGGAUGGAGAACAGUGGCGAGAACAAAGAAGAUUUGCUCUUCGACACAUGCGAGACUUUGGAUUUGGUCGACGACACGAAUCAUUUGAAACGAAAAGUAGAGAGGAAUUAAAUAUCUUAAUGGAUUUGUUAAAGAAUGGUCCUAUGAAUGAAGAUGAAAAGAAAAUUUAUAAUAAUGGAUUGGCUCUUUUCCCCGAUAUUUUUUAUCAAUUCUUUGUAAACAACAUAUGGGAAAUUAUGUUUGGAUACAGAUUUGAACGUAAGGAUUAUGAAAAACUUCGUUAUUUCUCUCGAAAUGCAAUUAAAUUCCAAAGAUCAGGCGACACAACAGGUGGUGCUCUCCUCAUUUUUCCAAUCACAUGUCACUUAGGAAAUUUAUUUUCAUUUAAAGAUUUAAUGGAUUCGAAUUAUGCUAUGAUCAAUUUCAUAAAGAAAUAUUUGCAUGAAUAUAAAGCAAUGUACGGGGAAGAUGACGAACAUGGAUUUGUUGGCAGAUAUUUAAAGAAGUUAAAGGAAAACGAUCUUCCUUCUUCUUUUUCAGAAGAAUAUCUUAUAAUGACACUGAUUGAUUUCAUGUUUCCUAAUGCAACUGCGACAUCAAGUCUUCUUACGUUUGCUAUCAAAUUUAUGAUGCAUUUUCCAAAUGUUGCGAAAAAAGUGAGAAACGAAAUAAACGAUGUUAUUGGAAGUGGAAGAAUACCUACUUGGGAGGACAGAAAUAAACUCCCAUACACAGAAGCGACUCUACGUGAAACUAUGAGAUACGAAACGAUUACUCCUUUAAGUGUUGCUCAUAGAGCUACUAAGGAUACGACAUUUCAAGGAUACUUCAUUCCAGCUAAUACGAGUAUGAUAACCAAUUUAGACGGAAUGAAUAACGAUCCCGAUUUUUGGGGCGAUCCAGAAAACUUUAGACCGGAGAGAUUUUUAAAAGACGAUGGACAACUUAAUAAAGAUUUUACGUUACCUUUUGGAGCAGGACAUAGACUGUGCGCUGGUGAAACGUACGCGAGGUUUACGGUAUUUGAAGUUUUUGCAACUUUAAUGCAAAACUUUGAAUUUGACUUCGUCGAUGGUCAACCGACAAGCUUAGAAGAUAAAUUUCCUGGCAUCAUUACUACUCCAAAAGAAACUUGGAUUCGUUUAAAUCCAUUUAUUUAAAGUGCAUUUUAUUCGAUCAACAAAAAUAUUGACAUAUAUAUAUAUAUUAAGCACGUUACAUUUAAACAAUAAUAUUUACUAU